Messenger RNA from Myxocyprinus asiaticus (Chinese sucker), 5506 nucleotides. RefSeq names its product myosin-16-like. The transcript has 24 exons. Lineage: Eukaryota; Metazoa; Chordata; Actinopteri; Cypriniformes; Catostomidae. The record is from RefSeq and is a predicted model, not a curated record. Bases 969 to 4493 code for a protein of 1174 amino acids. Gene Ontology annotation, cellular component: myosin complex.
GUUCAUAAUUAAUAAAACAUCUACUAAAGUCUCUUUUUUUAGGUCUGUAGACAAAUUUUAAAGAAUUACAAUUUUCUUUUGAUCAUUGAUUCAGUGACAUACAUAUUUCACAUAAGACACUCAUUUGUCACCAUCUUUUGGCAUCACCAGAAAUGGUGACUGAAUCAUUAAAUGUAUCUGAACAAAUUAUUUGUGAACGUAGUCAAAACACUCGAGCCACUUGGACACAUUUAAAUCCCACAAUGCACAAGCACAGAGUAAAAAAUAAAAUUGUGCACAUGCACAAUUGUCAUUAAUGUAAUUUAUAAAAUAAUUUAUUCAGGACCAGCUUGUGCUCAGUCUUUUAUUGUCAUGUGUGAAACAGAAGCAAGUGCUCCACAAGAUGCCCUUUAUUUUUGCAGCAAAUUUUGCAAAAUGUUGCAAUCAUUUUGCAGUAAUUGAAUCUUUAAAAUACUACAAAUAUUAAAUAAUACAUAUAUAUUAAUAUAUGCUGUAAUAUAUUAAUAUUGCACUGUAAGUGUUGGGUCUGUGCGAGCCACUUACUGACAGCUGUCGUAACGCCCCAACUCCAUACAAACACACACACACUUUUAAAAUGACUGCUACGCCCCUGGCUGGUACCAUGCCCUACCAUUUGAGCUACAGGAAUAGUAAGCUUGUAGAAGCUUGGGCCAAAUGGUCUGUGUUUCAAGAAAUUAAGGAACUCCCAAAAUGUCAGUACAGGGUAGCUGGAAAGUAUAAGGAGAGAGUUAACCUGUGUGAAUCAGGGUGGCCCUCUGUCUUCAUCUGACAGUGGGUGGUGGUGGAAGCGUGGGGAGUGUCAGAGGGAGUCUAGAUGUUUUCUUUCCGUGCUAGUUCCCACCCCCUGCGAGUGCAUUGUGAGUGUUCAGAGUCAGGUAACAGAAGCCUCACUUCCUCUACGGGUGUGGAGGAGAGAGCAGGAUGGGGAGAGUGUGCUUGUGCUGAGGAUGGAGAAGAAAGUGUGUGUGAUCCAGACUGACUUCCACCAGUACCGUCCUAUCAUCGCCAUCCACAACAAGCCACUGGCGCACGUUAAUCCACUGCAACCCGGUUCACAGGCAGGGAUGAGGGAAAGAGAGGAGCUGAAGAAAGCCAUCGAGCAGACGGACCGGCUACUGACCCGUGUCCAACAGCUGGAGGGGGAGAACUUAGAGCUGUGCAAGGAAAAAAACGAUGUUUUCAUCAGGAUGCGUGCUGAGCAGGAGAGCCUCCAGCAGGCUGAGCAGCGCUGCAUGCAGCUGGCCCAGGCAAGGCGGGAGCUUGAAGCCCAGGUAACAGGGCUGGAGGAGCGUCUGGAAGAGGAGGAGGAGGCCGCCGCUCAGUUGGCCUCCCAGCGUCAGAGGCUAGAAGUUGAGUGCUUCAGUCUGCGCCGAGAUCUGGAGGAGCUGGAGAACACACUGACAUCAGUGGAGAAGGACAAGCAGUCAUCAGACUCUGCUGUGAGGAAGCUCUCCGAGGAACUCGCCCAGAAAAAAGAACUGGUACAGAAGCUACAGAAGGAAAAGGAGCACCUGGUGGAGCUGAGCCAGCAAGCCAUUGAGGACUUGCAGUGCGAGGAAGAAAAGGUGAACCUCCUGACCAAAGAGAAAGCCAAGCUAAAGCUGCAGGCAGAGGAUCUGGAGUAUCUGCUGGAGCAGGAGAAGAAACAAAGGACGGAUUUGGAGAAGAGCAGGAGGAAGUUGGAGGGAGACAGUAAGAACACCAUGGACAACCUGACUGAGAUGGGCAAGAUGAGGGCCAGUCUGGAGGAGAUGAUCAAGAGGAAAGAUGUGGAGAUAAGCACCACCAGCAGUCGACUGGAGGCUGAGGAAACAUUGAACGCAGGACUGCAGAGGAAGAAUAAGGAGUUCCAGGUCCGUAUUGAGGAACUGGAGGAAGAACUGGAGGCCGAGAGAGGCUUACGGGCCAAGGUGGAGAAGCAGCGAGCUGACUUGACCCGUGAACUGGAUGACCUGACUGACAAACUGGAGGAAGCAGGGGGAGCCACAGCCUCUCAGAUGGAGAUGAAUAAGAAGCGUGAGGCAGAGCUGCAGAGGCUCAGGAGAGAGCUGGAGGAGUCAUCAGUCCAAGCAGAAGCGGUGACAGCAGCGCUGAGGAAACGUCACAGUGAUGCACUGACAGAGCUGGGAGAGCAGUGCGAGGGCCUGCAGAGAACUCGAGCAAAACUGGAGAAAGAGAAGCAGAGCCUCAGUCUAGAGGUGGAUGACCUGGCAGCUUCGCUCGACACCCUGCAGAAAGCCAAGGCAUCUACUGACACGCAGUUGAAGAAACUAGAGGACUUACUCUCUGAGGCCAACUUCAGGAAUGAAGACCUGCAGAAAGCUCUAAAUGAGGUCACUGCGGCAAAGAACAGACUCACAGCUGAAAAUAAUGAGCUCACGAGGCAGAUGGAAGAGGCGGAGAGCAAGGGCAGUCACCUGAGCCGAUCAAAAACUCUACUGAUGGCCCAACACGAGGAACUCAAGAAACAGUUUGAUGAAGAGGUCAAGUCUAAAGCGACCUUGAGCAGCAGUAUGACAGCAGUGCGACAGGAGUGUGAAAUGUUGAAGGAGCAACUGGAAGAGGAGCAGGAGAGUAAACAAGAACUGCAGCGUCUUGUCUCCAAACUCAACAGCGACGUCACACACUGGAGAAGCCGCCAUGAGGCUGAUGCCAUCCAGCACAGUGAUGAACUGGAAGAAGCAAAGAAGAAGCUGACUGCUCGACUGCAGGAGGCCGAGGAGGCAGUGGAGGCUACCCAGGCCAAAUGCUCCAGUCUAGAGAAAACCAAGCAGAGACUGCAGGGAGAGGUGGAGGAACUUUGUGUGGAUCUGGAGAAGGCGAAUAAUGUUGCAGCAGUGCUGGAUAAGAAGCAAAGGAUGCUAGACAAGCAGUUGAGUGAUUGGAGGCAGAAGUGCGAGGAGCUUGUGGCAGAAGUGGAGAGCUGUCAAAAAGAGAGCAGACAGCAUGCCACCGAGCUCUUCAAGCUCAAAACAACCUACGAGGAGGCGAUGGAGCAGGGCGAGGCUUUGCGCAGGGAGAACAAGGCCUUCCAGGAGGAGAUUGCUGAUCUUACAGACCAACUUUCAGAUGGGGGGAAGAGUGUCCAUGAGUUACAGAAAAUGAAGAAGAAAAUCGAGAUGGAGAGAGAAGAACUGCAGGCAUCGCUGGAAGAGUCUGAGGCUGCAUUAGAGGCUGAGGAGAUGAAGGUUUUGCGUCUUCAGCUAGAGCUGUCUCAGGCUAAAGCAGACAUAGAGCGCAGACUACAGGAGAAAGAAGAGGAAUUUGAGGCUGCCAGAAAGAGCCACCAGAGGGCACUUGAGUCCCUGCAGGCCAGUCUGGAUGUGGAGGUGAAGGCUCGUACUGAAGCAGCCCGUCUGAAGAAGAAGAUGGAGAGCGAUCUUAACGAGCUGGAAGUGCAGGUGGACCAACUGAACAAGAGCAAUGGCGAGCUAAUGAAGUCUGUGAAGAAGAUGCAGCAACAAAUCAAGGACCUGCAGGUACAGCUGGAGGAGGAGGCACAUGUGCAGGAGGAGCUGAGAGAGGAGCAAACACUUCUUGAGCGCCGCUGCACCCUGCUGGUCACUGAGGGAGAGGAGAGUCGUGCUUCACUGGAGGCAGCAGAGAGAAGUCGCAAGGCCCUGGAGACAGAGCUGCAAGAGACCUCAGAGAAAUACAAUGAGCUUGAUAACCAGUUACAGUCUGUAUCCAGUGGAAAAAGGAAACUAGAAGUAGAUCUCCAGCAGCUCACACAGGAGCAUGAGGAACUGCAAAGUGAAUUGAGAGCAGCCAAUGACAAAGCCAAGAAAGCUGCCUGUGAGACAGCACGCGUGACAGAGGAGCUGCGAGUGGAGCAGGAGCACACCAUGCACCAAGAGCGAGUCAAGAAAGGACUGGAGGCUCAGAUAAAGGACAUGACCACCAGAUUGGAUGAAGCUGAGCAGCUGGGCAUGAAAGGAGGCAAGAAGAUCAUUCAGAAGCUGGAGGGCAGGGUGAAAGAGCUGGAGCUGGACUUGGACACAGAGCAGAAAAGACAUGCUGAGACGGUUAAGACCCUGCGGAAGAAUGAGCGGCGUCUGAAGGAGCUUCUCUUCCAGUCUGAGGAGGACCAGAAGAACCAGCAGAGGAUGCAGGAUCUAGUGGAGAGACUCCAGGUUAAGAUGAAAGCUUACAAGAGACAAGUGGAGGAGGCGGAGGAGCAGGCUAAUGUGAACCUGGCCAAGUACAGGAAGACUGUUCACGAGCUGGAUGACGCAGAGGAGCGUGCUGAUAUAGCCGAGUCUGCUCUAACCAAAAUCAGGACAAAGAACAGGGGCAGCUUUGGCAAAGGCUACUCAUCAGGAUACAGCACUCCCUAUCCAGGGCUCAUAAGAUCACCCAGUUCUGUAGGGUCAGAGGGCAGAGGUGAGAAGAUCAUUACAGACGAUGAAGAGUCUGUCAGCUCUCUCAUUCCAACAUAUUUGAAUUCAAUCAAGAAACUAAUGAUAGAUUAGAAUCAUAAAAGAUUUGUCAAUCUUCUGGAAUUCAAAACGGAGACCCUAUUUUAGACCGUUUUCUUGUGAAAAAAAAAUUAAAAAAAAUAAAUCAUAAACAUAUAAAUCCUUUUAUCUGUAUUAGUAUCUAUGUUCGGUAUUACAUUUUCUAUUGCCAGUGUGACUUUAAUAUUUGUAUUAUUCAUCAAGAAAUGCGUAUAACUGUAAUGUUGCCAUAAUAUUCUUUAUUAUACUCUUAUGCUAGUUUUAUAUUGUAAGGAUUGAAUGUUUCAUUGAUUUUGUAAGCAAGACCACAAGAGAUAUAACAGUUAUCGAAAUGGUGACCAGCUUCAGUUAUGCACACAACAACAAAUGUAAUAUUUACAAUCUUCUGUCACAAAUUCACAUACACUUUGAAAUUAAAUAAACACAGCCUCACCAAUAUCUAGAAAUAACAUGUCAAAUAAUUAGAAAUGCAUUGAUAAUGAAUAUAAUGUGUAAUUUCCUUGCUCAAAUGUAAUGUUUGCAUUAGUUUUGUAUUUAUUGAGAUACCAACUAAUGACAACUACAUAAAUAGUGCAAUCAAAUCCGAUUCAGUUAAACAUUAAAUUUAAUAGCAUUUUUAUUGCAGAAAACAUAAUAAAUGGAUGUAUUUACCAGUUAUUCUUCAUUAACUUUUUUUUUUACUGAAUCAGUACUUAAGAUGAACUCUUUGCAAAUGACAGUUAUAAAAAAAAUCUAAUAAACAAUUAAAUCCAGUUAAAAGACCUUGAAGACAAUAAAAAAGGUGUUACUUGAUUUGAUAUAAAAAUAAGCACUGUGCAGAAUAAUUUCAAUAUAUUAUCUGUACCUCUUUCACUAUACACAAUUUGCCAGUGUUAAGCAGAUGCUUUUGUCCUGUCCUUCAGUAAAUCCUUUGGGGAAAACAAAACUGGACUCAUAUAAUAACAUAAACAGUUUGAGAAUACUGUACAUUAAAAAAAAAAAAAAAAAAAAAAAAGAAUAAAAAAAAUCCCCAAACAAUAAAAAAAAAA